GUUCGAAAACAAUCAUUUUGUCAUGAAGAUUUGUUUUCAAAGGUCUCAAUCCUGGAAAAUUACCAUUUGCGUCAACAUUCGCAAUGACUAGACAAACAUUGAUGAGAGCAAUGGGUUUUGACUGCCCAAACCAUCGAAGAUAUUCGCGGAAAAGAACACUUGAAAUCAGAAUAUGUACUAUUCGAAAUUCUCUCAUCCCCACAAUCCUUCAAACAUGACUCUACCUUUGCAAAACCAUUGUAUCGUAUAAAUCAAGUCCGGAUGGCGAGAAUAACAGCAUCACCCACAACCAGUGUAUCAAGAUAUUCUCACCCGUCGGCCGAGCCUCCACCUCUGGCUUUUCGACCAAGGCAACAAGAGGUCUCACGAUUGGAGGGCAAGCUGCAACGAGCAAAAAUCAUCCUCGGGUUCUCCGCCAUUGGCAAGACACAUCUUGCCGCGAAAGCUAAUCGCGAAUUCGAAUGGUUGCAUGUGAUAGACUUUUCACUCAUCCCUCAAGGACUGGAUUUCACAAAUGAUUAUAAAGCAGAUUAUCUGCAAACAAUUGCCGAUGCUGCAGGACAGCCAGGUGUUUUGUUACUUGGAGGUCCGAGAUGGGUUGGAGAAUUCCUAGUUGCAAGUGAUUUGACGUUCAGUAGCGUUUAUCCAACCGACGAUUGUAGGGAGGAGUAUAGAAUGAGAUGGGACCAGAUGGGGGAGGAAGAGGGAUUGAUUGCCCACAGAUUGACAUGGUGGGAUGAUUCGAUCGCGGCUAUGCAAUGGCCCAGUGGAAGAUGCAACCACUUUGAACUAUAUCCUGGAGUGUACUUGGAGGAUAUUUUCAUGAACAUAUUGACAGUGGCGGACCAGGUGGAAGGUUUAGACGAGGAAUCAAGUCCAGAGGACGCAUCAAACGAAGUGUGGCAUGAUGCACAUGAAGCACUACAAUUGCCUUCUGGUCGCAAAAGAUCACAAACCCAAAGCGAUGCAAUAAAACAAGUCAUCGCAAGUAUUAACUCCAGUUGGUCCUCGAGGAUCCGAGCCUUCCUCAACUACAUCUUUCUAAUCCUCCAAUUCAUCUUCUUGUCGACGCUAGCCACACUCAUUAUGCUGGCCUACAGAGAAUGGAAUGUUUGGCAGUCGAGAAACAGACCAGACAUCCCCACAAUUGGCGAAUUUUCUAGUCUUAGCAGGAUCCACGAUACGGUCAAUCGUUGGUUCCUUCCACAGUGUUUAUCAUCCAUACUACCGAACUCCCGGGAAACGUGGCUGGGAGCAUCUGCAUUUCGAAAAGAGCUAGUGGUUUUGGUUAGAAAGUGGCUGGAUUUGGAAGAAUUGCUGCUCAAGGCUUGAUGAUAUGGUGUAUUGUACAUACAAAUAAAAUACAUAUGUAUAUUAAGUUCCGGGAGAAAAUCUUCGUGAGAAAAUGGAGAAA
This is a messenger RNA of Sclerotinia trifoliorum, 1414 nucleotides long. The record is from the annotation of a GenBank genome assembly. NCBI's taxonomy places the organism in Eukaryota, Fungi, Ascomycota, Leotiomycetes, Helotiales, Sclerotiniaceae.